GCUAAGAUAACUAUUAUCUCGAAGAAUGGAGCGAGUGGAGAUUUCCCGGGCUGUACUGACUUGGCGUAUGAGAGAGCUGCAAACGACGGGGUUGACAUUCUUGAUUGCAAUGUCCAGAUGUCUAAAGACAAGAUCCCCUUUUGUCUGAGCUCCAUUGAUCUUAUGAACAGCACUAAUGUCAUCGAAACUAGCUUCAGAAAUCUGUCAUCAGUAGCUGCAGAGAUUCAACAGAACAAAGGGAUCUACACUUUCAGCCUGACCAUGUCUCAAAUACAAACCUUGAAGCCCACUAUUUCGAAUCCUUUUAGGAACUCCGGUUUGAUCAGAAACCCAAGAAACAAAAACGCUGGAAAACUUCUUACAUUAUCCGAGUUCUUGAAUAUUUCAAACGGUUACAUCUCUCUCUUAGGCAUCUUGAUAGAAGUGGAGAAUGCAGCUUAUUUACUGGAACAUCAAGGAAUUAGCGUGGUCGAUGGCAUCAUCACUGACUUCCCUGCAACCACUGCAAGAUACAGAAAGAACCAAUGUUACAGCAACCUGGAUGCGGUUCCAACCGGUGUGCUCAGAUCUUUAGGGAACAAAAUGCUUUUGGAUCCGGCCGAAGCUCCGUAUCCAUUACUAGUUGACUCAGAUGUCACGGAGCCACCAUUGCCUGAAGUAAUUAGAAGUCAGCCUCCUGCUUCUACGCCUACGCCUACGCCAUCAAAGUCAGAGGAAAAAGCGAUAGAAGUUCCCUUUGCAUUUAUAACCAUGGCGAUUCUUGUGAGCUUCUUUAUUUCAGUUUAGCUUUUAAGUGCUUGUAACUGACUUCAAUUGCAGUAUCUGCAAGUAAAAUAUAUGAAUAACAAAAACGGUUUAGUA
This is a messenger RNA of Camelina sativa (false flax), 861 nucleotides long. NCBI's taxonomy places the organism in Eukaryota, Viridiplantae, Streptophyta, Magnoliopsida, Brassicales, Brassicaceae. The record is from RefSeq and is a predicted model, not a curated record.